Messenger RNA from Daktulosphaira vitifoliae (grape phylloxera), 5977 nucleotides. Its product is annotated as protein stoned-B-like. NCBI's taxonomy places the organism in Eukaryota, Metazoa, Arthropoda, Insecta, Hemiptera, Phylloxeridae. The record is from RefSeq and is a predicted model, not a curated record. Gene Ontology annotation, molecular function: clathrin-cargo adaptor activity. Gene Ontology annotation, biological process: synaptic vesicle endocytosis; intracellular protein transport; regulation of endocytosis. Gene Ontology annotation, cellular component: synaptic vesicle; AP-2 adaptor complex.
AAUCGACCGUCUACGAGAAAACUGGGCAGUACGAACGGUUCAUGCGGACUACAUGUAUAAAGUGUUUUUCAUCAGAAUUUAGAUAAUGAGUUAUUGUGAAUGCUUUCAUUUAAAUAGAUAAUUUUUUUAUUUAAGUGAAGUGAUUUCUUUAUCUUUUUAUUACAACCCAACUUUUAUUUGAUGUCGAUUAAUCCAGAAAAGUUCACCUCAAAUGUCACGGCACAAAACUCUCAGUCAAUUGCUUACAGAACAUGCUGAAAAUACACAAAGGUUUGAAAAAAAAGAAGAAAAAUAAGAAAAAUAAACAUAAAGAAGACGAAUUAUUUAACGAAGAAGAACUAGAAAAAUAUCGCCGAGAGCACCAAGAGGGGAAAGAAAGUGAAGUAGAAAGACAAGAUCAGGAGUGGCAAAAAUUUAAAGCAAUUACUGCUGAUAUAGAUAGUGUUUUAAAAAAAACCCAAGGAGAUCUUGAUCGAAUAAAAUCAACUAGUUUUUUUCAAAGAAAACCAACACAAGUUGAAGUUCAAGCAGCUCAUGAUAAAAUAGAAGCCGAAAAAAAAGCAAAAUUAGAGGAAGAAGAACGUAUUAAAGCAGAAGCUUCAGCUUGUGUUCAUGCGUCUGAAGAGCACGAAGCUACUUGUACCACCCCUAACGCAGCAUCGUCUGAAGAAGAAUCAGAUCAUGAAGAUGACAUAUUUGAUACGUCAUAUGUAGAUAUCAUAGCAAGUGGAGAAGUCAAAUUAGCAUAUAUUCCUGAAAGUCCCACCGAGGAAAAAGAAGAAUUUGAUCCAUUUGACACUUCAAUAGUAGAUAAGGUUAUUAAACCAAAUUCUACGAAAAAAAAUCAAAGAUAUAUAAGUCUUGGAUGUGCUGUAGAAGUACUUUCGGGAAAAGAAGUUGAUAUUAAUCCUGACGUAUUCAGGUUAUCGGCUGUACGGAAACGACCAAAACCAGUUAAUCUACUAUUAGAAAGUUUCGAUGAAAGUUCAAGCUUGAAAAUUGAAGACGAUGUACCUGUAAAAACAUUACUUGAUGAUGAUUCAGACUUACCAGCUGAUGAUUUGCCAUUAACUAUAGUAACACCAGUAAAAGAAAUAAAAAUUAACUCUAAUGAAAUAGAAGAUCAAAUUAAAACACCUGAACAAGACAUAGCUAAUAUUAUAAACGAAUUUGAUACUCCAUUAGUGAUUAGUGAAGAGGUUGCUACUGGGAAAUUACAGUUAGUUGACGACGAUAUAGACAAUGAAUUUGCAGCUUUAGCCGCAGAAUCGUUAUCUAAAACUCAUUUGCCAGAAGAUAUUGAUCCAUUUGAUACAUCAUUUGUAGAUCAUGUUGUACCUACUAUAAAUAACGUAAAUAUACAAAGUCAAGAGAUAAAUCAACAAAAUACAAACGAAAAACUAACUGAAAAAGAUUUUUACAGUAAAGUACGACCACUUAGUAUUGAACACAGAGAUCUAUUAGGUGGCAGUACAACAGACUUGUCUGUCAUUGGUCAUCAUCUAAUUGAACCAAAAAAUACAAUUUGUGGAGAAACGGAAAUAGAUCCAUUUGAUACAUCAAUUGCUGAAAGUUUACAACCUGGAAAAGGAGAACUAAAGCUUUUAGAAAAAGAAUUUUUAAACGAUUCAAAUUCUUAUCCCAAAAAAAUCAAUAUUGAAGAAGACGAAGAUUUUAAUCCUAGAGCAGAAGAACCUUCCUCGCGUCCAGUCGAACUCAAUCUUAAAGAUAAAAGAUUUAGCGUUCCAAAAGUGACGUUUGCGAUUGAACAAGAUUUGUUAACAGACGAUAAUCACGGUGAAUUACACGUUUCAAAACCAUUGACGCCAUAUUACCCUGAAAGUGAAUUAGAGGAAGAAAAAUUUAUUCAAGACCCUUUUGAUACAUCUCAUGUAAACCACGCCCCUGGAAAAGCAGAACUCAAAUUAUUAGAAAACGAAUUAGUAGAAAAAGAAAAUAAGUGUACAGAUAUACUAACAGAAGAAGAAUUUAUAACUCACAUUCUCCAUACACCUGUUGAACCACAAAUUCCUGUUACAAACGAAAUCGAUCCGUUUGAUACGUCAUUUGCUGAAAACACUUUACCAAGUCAAACAGAAAUUAAAAUAUUAGAGUCUGAACUUAUUUCAAAAAUCAUGGCAAAUCCAUUUUUGGUUGAAGAUAUAUCAUCUUCUGUUAAAGAGUCCAAUACAUUCAAUCCAUUUCUGACAGACGCAUCUUCAGAAAUUAAUGAAAACCCUUUUUUCACAUCUUUUGGAGGAACAAAUAAUGUUCAGGAUAAUACUAAUCCCUUUUUUUCUUUUACUGCACAACCAGAACCUCAACCACCAGUUGCUGAUCUUUUGAAUAUUAAUGAAAAACCUCAACAAACUAUUACGAAUGACUCUAAGACAAAACCACCACCCCCUAGACCAACACCACCUAAAAGACCGCCACCCAGGCCUAUGCCUCCACCGGCUCUAUCACAUGAAGCUAAAGAAUUAAUUCUUAGUGUUACUGGUGAAAUAGAUGCAACGUCAACACAUAUGUUGGAUAGACUAGCUAAAACUCCAAGCCCCACACCAAUAAGAGAAUUAUUAACACCCAGUCCACUACCAACUCCCGAUUUGAUAGGUGAUGAAGAUCUUCUGCCACCAGCCCCGUCUGAAUUAUCAUUAAAUGAAUUACAAUCCACGUCAAAACCAGAAAGACCUAAAUUUCCUCCGAAAGUUGAAUAUCAUCCAGAUGACACCUUGAACUAUAUUUCCACAGCUGAAAUUUCUGAAAACAGUGAAAGAAUUAGUAAAAAAAGAACUCCUUCUAUUCCAGAAAAACCCCCAUCAUUAAAUAGUUCUAAGCCUUCAUCAAGAAAAUCUUCAAAUGAAUUUAUUUUACCAGUGAGACGAUUAUCUCAUGAUGUAACAGAAUCUAGAAAAAUAAUGCCUGACUUGAGCAAAAUUUCAGAUCGCAGAAAAUCGGAUUUUGGACCAUUUUCUCCAAUUUUAACGACAAGACAACCUACCAGUCAAAGUGAUCAAACUUUUAAGAUCAAAACUAGCACAAGUAUUAAAGAAAUAAAUGAGUCUGAAGAAAACAAAAAUGAUGAACAUAGCGUUACAUUAUAUAAUUUAGCUAAGGAAAAUAGUGAUCCUAGCACUAAAAUUAAUACUGACAACGUAUUAAUAGACUCUAUUGAAUCAUCCCAAGAUGUACCCUUGCCAUGGCAAGAUGAAAAGAGCAAUCAAAGUUUUGAUUCUCAACAACCAGAAAUAACAUAUGAUACAUAUAAAAACGAUCUUACACAUCAAAAUAUUAUUGAUGGUACAAUUGACUCAUUAUCUUCUGAUUUAUGUGAAAAUGAAAAAGUUGUAACUUAUAAUUUUGAUUCAAACUUAAAAGAAGAUUCCUUUGAAAAAAUAAGUGCGUUGUCUUCAGAAUAUAUUUCUGAUGAUAAAGUAGCAUAUAAUGCGUAUGAAUCAAAACCAACACCACCAGUUCCUGAUCCAUCACCUUUACCAGAAGAACAAAACACAGUGACUUCAUUCGUAGUUCAGAAUAACGAAAUACCAGAAAACGCAUUUAUAGCUAAACCAGUUCACGAAUCAUUUCAAACAUUUUCAAACUUUGAAAGUGAUGCGUUUGAUGCAUUUGAUGCCAAGUUUGAUGACUCCCAAAUUGGGUCAGUUGGUACUGCUGCUUUCGAUGCAUUUGGUGGUCCUAUUGAAAACAUAACUGAUGAAUCAGCAAUAGGAUUUGGAGCAGAUGACAAUUUUGAUUCAUUUUUAUCAACCCAUCCAAUACCGGCAGCACCACAAUCAACACCAGCUAGGGUCACAAGAAAUAAUUCAGGAGAAUCAAUCGAUGAAAAUGAUUUCAAUGUUUACAUCAGACCAAAAGUUGAAGGAGAUGAAGUAGAUCAAUUUGGAGUAACAGUGCCAUCAAUAGCUCCACCUCCUAAACCUACAAAUAUAUUUCAAGAUGGAUUGUCUUCAAGAUUCAAUCCAUUUGACCAAGCUCCUAGUGAAUCUAAUUUCAAAGGGCAAGAUAUAUUUACUAUGCAACCUAUUUCACAACGCACAGACUCUCAGGAAACUCCUCCUAGCCCAUUAUUUGAUGAAGAUGUUUCUCAGCCAUUAGAAGAAUUCCCAAGAGUAAACUAUAAUGGAGAUGGAUGGGAAAUGGAGUUAAGACAGCCUAAUAAAAAAAAAAUAACAGCUCAUAGAUUUUGGAAAAAAAUAUUUGUUAAAAUUGUUUACCAGGGUGAAAACCCAGUAUUACAACUGUAUAACCUUAAAGGUGAUAAAGACCCAUUCCAAGAACUUCCGCUUCAACCUAGUUACUCAGUGUCUGAUAUCGGGGCUCAACAGUACGACCAAUUCGGAAAAAUUUUUACUGUUAAACUUUUAUACAUAUUUUAUAAAGAAAAAGCUGGAUUUAGACCAGGCCAAGUCACAAAAGCAGAAAGACUAACCAAUAAAUUAAGUCAGUUUGCUGCGUAUGCUAUACAAGGAGAUUACCAAGGAGUUAAAGAAUUUGGUAGUGAUAUAAAAAAGCUUGGCUUACCUGUGGAACAUGGCGCACAAACUACAACGCUAUUAAAAUUAGGAAGCCACAGUUAUGAAGACAUGAAGCAGUUUAGUAUUUGUAUCGAAGAAUCAUUAUUUAAACUAUCAGCUCACCGCGAUAGAGCUUUAAAUUAUAAGGUAGAAGACGUACAAAUUACCGUAGUUGAUGAACUUUUCGUCGAUCAAAACUCUCAAGGUUCUGUUCUCAAACAAACAGCUCGUGUGCGUCUAUUCUUUUUGGCCUUCAUGUGUGGAAUGCCUGAUGUUGAGGUUGGUGUAAAUGAUUUAGUUAGACAAGGUAAAGAAGUUGUAGGCCGACAUGACAUUAUACCAGUAGUCACAGAAGAGUGGAUACGUUUAGAAGGAGUUGAAUUUCAUAAUUGCGUUCAGCAGGAUGAAUACGAAAGAACAAGAACAAUCAAAUUUAAACCACCAGAUGCUUGUUACAUUGAACUAAUGAGAUUUCGAGUUAGACCUCCAAAAAAUCGGGAAUUACCUUUACAACUCAAAACUACCAUGUGUAUUACGGGGAAUAAAGUGGAAUUAAAAGCAGACGUUCUUGUACCAGGGUUCACUAGUAGAAAAUUAGGACAAGUACCUUGUGAAGACGUAGCAAUUCGAUUUCCAAUUCCAGAAUGUUGGAUAUACUUAUUUAGAGUAGAAAAACAUUUUAGAUAUGGUUCAGUAAAAUCAGCUCAUAGAAGAACAGGAAAAGUUAAAGGUAUUGAAAGAUUCCUUGGUACCGUUGACAACCUUGAACCGCACUUAAUUGAAGUGACCUCUGGUGAAGCGAAGUAUGAACACCAUCAUAGAUCCGUUGUUUGGAGAAUGCAUCGUUUACCUAAAGAAGGGCAAGGAGCUUACACGACACACAAUCUCGUCUGCCGAAUGACUUUAACUUCAUAUGAUCAAGUUCCGGAGCAGUUAGACAAAUAUUGUUAUGUAGAAUUUACAAUGCCAACUACACAGGUUUCACAUACAACAGUUAGAUCAGUUUCGAUUGUUAAUAGUGAAAAAGACUCUCCUCCAGAAAAAUAUCUCAGGCUUAUGGCUAGACACGAGUACAGGGUGGAAAUCGAGCAUAUUCAUGGUGAAGUUGAAGAAAAUCCUUACUUAGCAGCAACUGCUAUGCCAAAAACUCCACAACCAACAAUAAAAGAAAAAUCUCGCGUAACUAACGUUUCUGAUAGCGAUUCAUCAUCUUAAUAAAAUGAAAAUGGAUGAAAUCAUAAAUAAUACUAAUAAUAAUAACUAAAUACAUGGACUAUUCAGAACUACGAUUAUGUGUAGCAUGUGAUCUCUUCCUUUAAAUAAAAAAAUAUGAUGAGUUUAAUAUAAGUUAAUGAAAAAUAAUAAAAUAAUAUGUAAAUAAUAUUAAAUAAGGCAUAGAUGUCGAAAAAUAUUUAAGCAAGACAGUAAACUUAUAAAUAAAA